Molecule: messenger RNA, 535 nt
Organism: Contarinia nasturtii (swede midge)
Lineage: Eukaryota; Metazoa; Arthropoda; Insecta; Diptera; Cecidomyiidae
Product: pickpocket protein 28-like
Exons: 2
Biological process (GO): sodium ion transmembrane transport
Cellular component (GO): membrane
Molecular function (GO): ligand-gated sodium channel activity
Source: RefSeq, a predicted model, not a curated record
AUGACUGACGAAGGUCUGUGCUUUAAUUUCAAUGGAUUAAGUUCACACGAAAUUUACACAGAUGCAAUGGCUUCGAGAAUGAUUAAAAUAGGGAAAAGUCGAAAUAUGUCAGGAUGGAGUUUGGAAACUGGUUACACCCAAAAAUCCGACCAUGUAAAAUAUCCAAGUACGGGUGAUGUGGGCCAAAAGAAUGGUCUUGAUUUGCUUCUUUCCGGUUUUGAAAGCGAUUUCGAUUUUAUGUGUAUUCAAGUGCAAGGAGCCAGUAUUAGACUGUCGGUACCUGGCGAAGCAUAUACUGACCAUCAUAAUGAAGCUAAUAUAGAUAUAUCAGAAAAUUAUCGAUUAACGAUUGUGCCCAGAUAUUCUGAUAUUUCGGAAGGACUACGUCGAUAUAAACCAGAACAACGCGAUUGUUUACUUAACUCCGAUCGACGAUUGCGUUUCUACAAAAGUUAUACUAAAGAAAACUGUUAUGAUGAAUGUUUGGCGAAUUUUAUGAAGAAUUCGUGUGGAUGCGUUCCAUUUUGGAUGCCAA